AUGACUAAGGAUUUCUGGCAUGCCGAAGAGUACAUGAUAUUCAUUGAAUUCUUAAAGACUUAUGAUAGUGUUUUAAGAGAUCCAAGGGGUGGGAAGUUGCAAAAUGUGGUGAUUUUAUUUAAUACCUAUAGUGACCAGCCCCCAUUGACUUUAGAACAGUUUGAACUCUACUUGGAUGGUUUUAAUAGUAUUAGUGAUAAUGCUAUUGAAUUCAAAAAAGAUGUUUGGGGUCAGAGAAUACAUUUCGUUGAUACUGAUAAGUUAGAAUUGGUGAAAGCUAGAGUUUCAGGAGUGGCCACCAAAUGGACAGUUAAAAAAGUUGAACUUGAAGACAAUUUGAGUAACCUUAUUGAGUUUUUGGAUACCGAAGACAAUAGCUAUGAGGAAAUCAUCAAUUUGAUUAACCAACCAACAGCUAAGAUUGUUUUAUCCAAGACCAGAAGUAAAUUAAUGGUCCCUCAACCAUUCUUUGAAGUUUGUACGGAUCCCCAACAUUGUAAGGUUUUAAGUAGAGUCUGUUUGUCAAGAACAGAAAUCAGUAGUAAUAAUCCCAAGCAGAUUUUUCCUUCUAUUGAUGAAUGUUAUAUUUCUAUAGAUAACAAUCGUCAUUUAUUUUCGAAAGGAAUCUAUGGAUGUUCUAAGUCAAAGAUUCAUCAUCUUCCUAUCAUCAAUACGCAUACGGAAUUAAAUCUUGGAGAUUGUUCAUACUUAGAUACUUGUCAUAAAAUGAAGAGUUGUAGAUAUUUGCAUUAUUUCACUUUAUCGCCAUCAAUAACUCCAAUUGACAGAGCUGAAGAACUUCAAAAGGUUAGGAAAGCUUUAUAUGAACAGGAAUUUACUUUGGGAUACUGUUUUAGUGAGUUUUGUAAGGAGAUUCUUCCACCACAAUGGAUCAAUUGUGAUGUUAGGAAAUUACCAUUCAAGGUCUUGGGGAAGUUUUCGGCUAUAGUUUCAGAUCCAGCAUGGGAUAUUCAUAUGUCAUUACCUUAUGGUACAUGCAGUGAUGCUGAAUUAAUGGAAUUGCCUAUGCAUGAAUUACAAGAUGAAGGGAUUAUGUUACUAUGGGUUACAGGAAGAUCAAUUGAAAUCGGCAGAAAAGCUCUUAGAAAAUGGGGAUACACGAUUAAAGAUGAAGUGAUUUGGAUCAAAUUAAAUCAAUUGAAAAGAACAAUCGUUACCGGUAGAACAGGUCAUUGGUUGAAUCAUUCCAAAGAGCAUUUAUUAGUAGGGUUAAAAGGUAAUCCAUCAUGGAUUAAUAACAUGAUAGAUAUUAAUACUAUUGUUAGUAACACUAGAGAAACUUCCCGAAAACCUGAUGAAGUUUAUGAUAUGGUUGAAAGAAUAGUUGGAGUCCAUGCUAGGAAAUUAGAGAUCUUUGGACGUGAUCAUAAUAUCCGUCCAGGAUGGAUGACUAUUGGAAAUCAAGUGACUGGAACAUCAAUCGUAGAGGAAGAAGUAUUAUAUAAAUAUCAUGAAAUAAAUAACAUAAACUAA
Yamadazyma jaroonii is the source of this 1494-nucleotide messenger RNA. The record is from the annotation of a GenBank genome assembly. Lineage: Eukaryota; Fungi; Ascomycota; Pichiomycetes; Serinales; Debaryomycetaceae.